Molecule: messenger RNA, 2886 nt
Organism: Phyllostomus discolor (pale spear-nosed bat)
Lineage: Eukaryota; Metazoa; Chordata; Mammalia; Chiroptera; Phyllostomidae
Gene: GRAMD1A
Product: GRAM domain containing 1A
Exons: 20
Coding region: 16-2523 (835 amino acids)
Biological process (GO): intracellular sterol transport
Cellular component (GO): endoplasmic reticulum membrane; plasma membrane; endoplasmic reticulum-plasma membrane contact site
Molecular function (GO): sterol binding; sterol transfer activity
Source: RefSeq, a predicted model, not a curated record
GGCAAAGCCCUCCUCAUGGCUGAGUUCUUGCCCCUGCUGUCUGGGGUGCCCCCACUGACCCAGGGUCAUUCCCAGGAUUCAGUUGUCUCCCCAGCUGAAUGCCAGAGCCAGCAGCCACAGGAUGAUGAGCCCUGGAGGCUCCUGGAAGUGCCCUCCAUUCAGAUAACACCGUCAAGUGAUGGGGAGUCACCUCACUGCACCCCAAGGCCCCAGCGCCUACAGCUGCUAAGGACCUCAGACUUGGAUAGUUUGCUCCAGGACAGUACCAGCCCCCACUCUGGCCGGAGCACGCCAAGCAGCUCACCAUCUCUCCGUAAGCGGCUGCAGCUCUUACCCCCAAGCCGACCCCCACCUGAGCCAGAACCAGGCACCAUGGUGGAGAAGGGGUCAGAUAGCUCCUCAGAGAAGGGUGGGGUGCCUGGGACACCCAGCACCCAGAGCCUGGGCAGCCGGAACUUCAUCCGCAACAGCAAGAAGAUGCAGAGCUGGUACAGUAUGCUGAGCCCCACGUACAAACAGCGGAAUGAGGACUUCCGAAAACUGUUCAGCAAACUCCCUGAAGCUGAACGCCUCAUCGUGGAUUACUCCUGUGCCUUGCAGCGUGAGAUCCUCCUCCAGGGCCGCCUCUAUCUCUCCGAGAACUGGAUCUGCUUCUACAGCAACAUCUUCCGCUGGGAGACAACAAUUUCCAUCCAGCUGAAGGAAGUGACGUGCCUAAAGAAGGAAAAGACGGCCAAGCUGAUCCCCAACGCCAUCCAGAUCUGCACAGAGAGUGAGAAGCAUUUUUUCACCUCCUUUGGAGCCCGGGACCGCUGCUUCCUGCUCCUUUUCCGCCUCUGGCAGAACGCGCUGCUUGAAAAGACGCUGAGUCCCCGCGAGCUCUGGCACCUGGUGCAUCAGUGCUACGGCUCAGAGCUGGGUCUCACCAGUGAGGAUGAGGACUAUGUCUGCCCCUUGCAGCUGAAUGGCCUGGGGAGCCCUAAGGAAGUGGGUGAUGUGAUUGCCCUGAGUGAUAUCACCCCCUCAGGGGCAGCCGACCACAGCCAGGAGCCAAGCCCAGUGGGUUCACGCCGUGGCCGCAUCACCCCCAACCUUUCCCGAGCCAGCAGCGAUGCAGACCAUGGGGAAGCCCUCAGGCUGGGAUGGAAAGGAUGGAAAUGGGACAAGGCUGAAUUAAGUCAUUCUCUGCAGGCAGAGGAGGACAAGGAGGAGCAGACAGACAGACAGCCAGACGCCUCUUCUAGCCAGAUGGUGACUCCAGCGGCUGAACCGCCGAGCACAGAGCCCACUCCACCUGAAGGACCUGUUUCCCUGGGCCCCUUGGAUCUGCUGCCCAGCGAGGAGCUGUUGACAGACACGAGUCACUCCUCCUCGUCCACAGGGGAAGAAGGUGAAGCAGCGGACCUGGCUGCCCUGCAUCCUGACCUCUCUGGCCGUCUCCUCAUCAAUUCUGUCUUCCAUGUGGGCGCCGAACGGCUCCAGCAGAUGCUCUUCUCAGACUCACCUUUCCUGCAGGGCUUCCUGGAGCAGUGCAAGUUCACAGACGUGACCUUGAGCCCCUGGAGUGGGGACAGCAAGUGCCAUCAGCGCCGAGUGUUGACCUACACCAUUCCCAUCAGCAACCCGCUGGGUCCCAAGAGUGCCUCAGUGGUGGAGACUCAGACACUGUUCCGGCGCGGCCCACAGGCAGGCGGCUGUGUGGUGGACUCGGAGGUGCUGACGCAGGGCAUCCCUUACCAGGACUACUUCUACACUGCCCACCGCUACUGCAUUCUGGGCCUUGCCCGGAACAAGGCCCGUCUUCGAGUGUCCUCUGAGAUCCGCUACCGGAAGCAGCCCUGGAGCCUCGUGAAGUCUCUCAUUGAGAAGAACUCGUGGAACGGCAUUGAGGAUUAUUUCCACCACCUGGAGCGAGAGCUUGCCAAGGCCGAGAAGCUGUCCCUAGAGGAAGGCGGGAAGGACUCCCGGGGAUUGCUGUCAGGCCUGCGGAGGCGGAAGCGGCCCUUGAGCUGGAGGGGUCAUGGUGAUGGGCCCCAGCACCCAGACCCCGACCCCUGCACCCGGGCUGGCAUGCACACCUCGGGCUCCCUUAGCUCCCGUUUCUCAGAACCGACCACGGACCAGGGCCCCGGGACAGGCAUCCCCAGUGUCCUGGUGCUCAUCAGCAUUGUGAUCUGUGCGAGCCUCAUCAUCCUCAUCGCCCUCAAUGUUCUCCUCUUUUACCGCCUCUGGUCCCUGGAGAGGACGGCCCACACCUUUGAGUCCUGGCACAGUCUGGCCCUGGCCAAGGAGCCCUGCACCCUACACAGCAAGUUCCCCCAGACGGCUGCAGAAUGGGCGGAGGUCCUGGCCCUGCAGAAGCAGUUCCACAGCGUUGAGGUGCACAAGUGGAGGCAGAUCCUGCGGGCCUCAGUGGAGCUUCUGGAUGAGAUGAAGUUUUCACUGGAGAAGCUGCAUCAAGGCAUCACUGUCUCAGACCCUCCCUUCGACUCCCAGCCACAGCCCGAUGAUAGCUUCUCCUGAGGACGUCUGGCCACACAGUUGUCCCUGCAAAUGGUCAGAUGGACACAAUCUCGGUGACCACUGCUGGCACAGUGUGAGCACCGGGAACCUCCUGCCCACCCAUCCCGGUGGCCUGGCCAGGGGCCAUGCAGGCACGGGGACCACAGAACUGAGAUGCACUUUAGACCAGCGUGUACGAGUGCAGCUGCCGUCGCCUGCCCAGCCAGGGCGCUGGCCUGGCCUUCGGCAGGCUCCCUGCUAACUUAUUUUGUCCGGCUGGGGUUGUGGAGAGCACCUCCUGGGGUGCCAGAUUCCCUCAGCUCUGGGUUUAAUAUAUUGUAUUUAUUUGGGCUGACAGAGCCCCAAUAAAGAGUUGGAAAUGGC